Molecule: messenger RNA, 2159 nt
Organism: Amoebophrya sp. A25
Lineage: Eukaryota; Dinophyceae; Syndiniales; Amoebophryaceae
Source: the annotation of a GenBank genome assembly
AGGGCACGAACAUUGAUUCUUGUUCCAAAUUUAAUUAUUUCAGGUAAUGUUCAUGUUGAAGAAGGUGCUACCGCUACGUCUUUUUAGAAUUUGAAAUUGUCUUCAUUGAAUUUCAUUUUCACCAAGAACGCUUUCUUAGAAAAAAUGGCUGCGUCUCCUAAGAAAGCUCGUGGUGCUUCUCGUGGCUCCUCUGCCAAGCGACGCUCAUCCUCUGCUGCUAAAAAAGCUGACAGCACAACAACGACCACGACCAGCAAGGCUGUUGCCACAAAGAAAUCCACCAAGGCUGCUGCUUCUGGUGAUGCCCUAGACCGUAUUAUCGACACAGUGACCAUCCCAGGAACGUUUGCCAUUAUAGCACUGGUCUGCGCCAUAGGUGGAGGCAUCUACGGAAUCGCAGAUGACCUGUCACUGCACAUCUGCAGCUUUAUCCUAGGCAUGGGCAGAGGUGGCGUGCCGGGAUGCGCUACUGUGGCUGGAAGCUUUUUCGUGAUACUGGCGCCACCAGGCAUGGUGAAUAAGGUACAAUUGCAUUGUUUGCAGCAUACUUGAUUUAUUAUAGUUGAUGAUGAUUGGAAUUGGAGGACAUUAAAAUUCUUGACAUAUUGAAAUCAUUUUGAUUUUCUGUGAUCACUACAGCAAGUUGUAAAAUAACGGUGUUUGAUGUUCGUCCUCUGUAGAUCUAGCUGUAGAUCUUUGAUCGUCCCUCAUUUUUGUCCUUUGCUCAAUCGACCCAUCUACGAUGAUCCUCAUUCUCAUUCUAUCGACUAUCCCCAAAAUCUACUAUAAAUAUCUUGUUCAGUCUCUCGCCCUGAUGACUGUCGCUGAGUCCGUCCCUAACCAACUCGUUGGCGCCGCCUAUUGGCGAAGUGCGGAUUGGAUGUUUGCUUUGAAACUGAACCUCUAUACUGUUGUCGGCUUGGCUGCAGGUCAAUACCUCGUCCAAAUGCUGUCAGAUCAAUUCAUCCGUCAAUUCGCUGGCGCCAUUUUAUUACGGGUGUAGGAAAUGCAUCUCCAAUAAAGUCAUCUGGAGGAAGAAAAUCAGAAGAAAAAGGUAGAAGCCAGAUGAUCUCUGAGAUGCAUUCCGUGUAUAGUACCUCUAAUUUUGCUCACCGUUGUCUUACAAAUGACCAUUGAGAAGUUCACGAACAAAGGAAAUGCAGACGGAUCAGUCGACCCGAAACGAGUGGCGUUGUUGAGGUCGCCAGUCGUGAUGACUCCCCUCGGUCUCUUCGGAGGCCUCUUAUCCUAUGUGGCUGGAAACAUGGGACCUUUACUGAACGUUUACAUGGUUUUUCUGGCUCUCCCCAAGUACGAGAUGGUUGGAACUCGAGCAGCGAUUUUCAUCCCCAUUGAUGCGAUCAAGUUGGGACAGAGAUGGUACUUCUACGUGGAAUACGAAUUCGUAUUCGAAUAUGUCGAUAAUAAAAUUUCUUUUGAAGCUCUUGCCAACAAAAUCGUUCAUCCAACAUUGACAUUGCUGUUGAUUAUGACUAGCAAAUCAAGGAUCCUCCUCCAUUAUACGUUUUUUUUUAACUUAUUUGAUCCCUUCAAUCAUCUUUGGCGAAAGCGACUUCCUACAUGAUGUCUCCCAAAUCCUAUUCUUCACAGGUCCGCCGGCGACUUAGACUUCGACACUUUCUAUUUAGGGGCGCGGCUUGGUGUCAUCGGCGUGAUGGGAGUCAUUGUUGCUAAGAUCUGGCUGAAGAAAGCCAGUAAGGAGCUCUUCGCUUUCGUCUACAACAGAGUUACGUACUGCAUGACGUUGCUGAGUGGCUUGCUCUUAAUCACUGGUGUGGAUUUGAAAGCUGUGAUACGUCAUGGGAUUGCUUUGUUGAAAUAGGUGAUGUUGAACUUGAAGUAGGGCCGCGAUGACAAUGCUAUUGUCUUUGACUCUGAUGACACGAUGGAUGAAGAUUGUCGUACUUCCUCUUCCAUGUGUAGUUUCAAAUCCUGAAACUGAAUGUUUCUCCACCCCGCGGCCGUGGCAGAAAAAGAUGAAAUGCUUGCGAGAAAAUCGUCCCCUUCUCAUGUCAGUGCCCAUUACAUUAGACAACACCCACUUCAGUCGCAAUGAAAAUAUGGAGCACUCGUCGGUUUCUUGAAAACUCGUUUUUUUGAAUUUUUUCUCUGGUCGUGUGAAAGAUUCCUAUGAUAAU